CACGUUUAAAUCAUGGGCUUUAGUAUAUGGGAGGCCCAGCUCCGCGGCGUCAGCUCCCAGUUAUCAUCUCGAUCCAACUCCCAGCUUCCCCUCUCGCUCUCCUCUCUCCCCAAAAACCCUCCACCAAAAAUCUCAACUUUUUCUAGGGUUUCGAGCUCAACCUUACCAUUAAUGGAAAAUUCUGCGCUCUUAUCGUCCAAAUUCCCAGUCCUCGCUGGUUCCCCAAACCCUAGCUUAAUCCUCAGCCGGCAGUUGCCGGCUUGUCCUUCUCUUCGAGGAGUUGGGGGCGGGAAAAGGCAGAGAUUUGUUGUAUCUGCGAUUAGAAGCGGGGGCAAAGAAGGAGAUUCUCGAAGAAUUUCUAAAAAUGAGAGAGAAAAUUUUGCAAGAAUUUCAUCUUCGAGCAGCAGUGAGAUGUCUACAGCUAGUGCUACGCCUCAGCUUCCAGUACCACCCCCACCCUCAUAUAUAGGCUCACCUCUUUUAUGGAUUGGAGUUGGGGUCGGGAUCUCUGCAUUAUUCUCUGUGGUGGCAACAAAAGUAAAGCAAUAUGCAAUGCAGCAAGCUUUCAAGGCAAUGAUGGGUCAAUCAGCACCACAAGGUGGUCAAUUUAGUAAUGCUACUUUCCCACAAGGUUCACCUUUCCAAUUUCCUCCUAAACCACCAUCAGGUUCGAGUACUCCGUCACCCUCAUUUUCAAGCAGUCCAUCACCAUCACGUGUUUCUUCACAAGCAGCCGUUACAGUAGAUGUCCCUGCUACCGAAGUGGAAGCGUCUUCACCUACUGAAGUUGGAGAUGAACCACAAAUCAGGAAGGAACAGAAGAAAUAUGCUUUUGUAGAUGUUUCUCCAGAUGAAGUUCUGCAGAAGGAUUCAGGAUAUUCAGUAGAUUCGGUUUCACCAAAUGGAGCUGCCACUAAGCAGGACGCAAAUGCUUCCAGCGACCACUCACAAUCUGGUAAAGAACCAUCUCUCCUGUCAGUUGAAGCAUUGGAGAAAAUGAUGGAGGAUCCUAAUGUGCAGAAGAUGGUUUAUCCGUAUUUGCCUGAGGAGAUGAGGAAUCCAACUACUUUUAAGUGGAUGCUACAGAAUCCAGAAUACCGCCGACAGCUGCAAGACAUGCUAAGCAAUAUGGGGGGAAGUGGUGAAUGGGACAGUCGUAUGAUGGAUUCUUUGAAAAAUUUUGAUCUGAGCAGCCCUGAGGUCAAACAACAAUUUGACCAGAUAGGGCUCACUCCAGAAGAAGUUAUAUCUAAAAUCAUGGCAAACCCUGAAGUUGCCAUGGCAUUUCAAAACCCAAAAGUGCAAGCUGCCAUCAUGGAUUGCUCGCAAAAUCCCUUGAGUAUUGCAAAAUAUCAGAAUGACAAGGAGGUUAUGGAUGUGUUCACCAAGAUAUCAGAGCUCUUCCCUGGAGUGACGGGACCAUGACCUCUGAUUCGAUGAAAUACAUGCAAUUUUGAAAUUACAGCGCAAGCUAUUUAUGUGAUCAGCAAUGGCUGCCUGCGCUUUCAAUGAGCAUGGAUAUUAUUCAGCAUAACUGGUUGGAUGAUACGCUGCUACUCUGAAGUUGCUGUUGCUGUUUCUGAACUGUUAUGUGUAGCGUCAUGCGUCUCUGCUUCUUGACUUGAAAUAUGCGUUGUAAUCUAUGCUAGAGGCUUUCAUAGUAUAUACUAUUGUAACGAGAUUUGUAUACUCUUGUAAUGAAAUUUGUCUUUUGCUUCUGUGAAUUAAUGAGUGCGAAUGUUCAAACAAAAUCUGUACACUUGUAAUGAAAUUAUCUUUUUCUCCUGUGAA
Messenger RNA from Asparagus officinalis (garden asparagus), 1791 nucleotides. Its product is annotated as protein TIC 40, chloroplastic-like. The transcript is spliced from 14 exons. The record is from RefSeq and is a predicted model, not a curated record. NCBI's taxonomy places the organism in Eukaryota, Viridiplantae, Streptophyta, Magnoliopsida, Asparagales, Asparagaceae. Gene Ontology annotation, biological process: chloroplast organization; protein import into chloroplast stroma. The coding region runs from base 13 to 1425 and encodes 470 amino acids. Gene Ontology annotation, cellular component: chloroplast thylakoid membrane; chloroplast inner membrane.